Molecule: messenger RNA, 1359 nt
Organism: Tauraco erythrolophus (red-crested turaco)
Lineage: Eukaryota; Metazoa; Chordata; Aves; Musophagiformes; Musophagidae
Source: RefSeq, a predicted model, not a curated record
AUGGAGACUUACUCGGUUCUUCAUGUGAUAUUUACGACUUCUCCACGACUGCUUUGUGUAGCAACACAACAGAAAAAUACUGGCCAGAACUUGGAAGAGGACCAGAGUCACAGCCAAAAUGAGCAGAAGGUUGAACCCAGCUCUGCUGAAAAAAUGUUAACUGAAGAAAAGGCCAAACUGGAAGAACAACUAAAAGAAGUUAAUGACAAGUACAAGCGUGCCUUGGCAGAUGCAGAAAACGUGAGGCAAAGAAGCCAGAAACUGGUAGAAGAGGCAAAGUUAUACGGGAUUCAGAGCUUCUGUAAGGACUUACUAGAAGUUGCAGACAUUUUGGAGAAAGCAACAGAAAGUGUUCCAAAAGAAGAAAUUAAGGAUGAAAAUCCUCACUUGAAGAGCUUAUACGAAGGUCUUGUUAUGACAGAAGUACAGAUUCAAAAAGUGUUUAAAAAACAUGGCCUGCUCAGACUGAAUCCUGUUGGAGCCAAGUUCGAUCCCUAUGAACAUGAAGCAUUGUUCCAUGCUCCCAUGGAAGGGAAGGAGCCUGGCACUAUUGCAUUAGUGUCCAAGAUUGGCUAUAAGCUGCACGGGCGCACACUGCGGCCUGCCUUGGUGGGUGUUGUGAAAGACGCGUAGCUGCUUGAUCUGGGAAUUUAAAAUGCCAUGCAACUAUUAAACAGCUGGAUGGUUUUUUCUCUUACACCAUGCUUUCCUCAUUCCUCUGCCCCCUGAGAGGUUUAAAUGAAUUGGUUGAGGUCUCCCGGUGAAAAUGAAGCAACUGAGGAAAUUCUCCUGCUUAGAGGCCUUCAACAGCACUGUUCUUCUCAUAAUCUCUCUUCUUAAGUGUGACAUACAAGAGCCAUUAAGCCCUCGUAAUGCUUUAGAGUAGGCAAAGGUUUUGUACAACUAUUGCUACUGAAGGUGCAUUAAAUUGAACGGAACUAAAUGCUCACAAGAAUUCUGCAAUCUCAUGUUUAUCACUGUGUAGACUGAAAAUCCAAGUCGUGGUUCAAACACUUCCUUUUGUUUUGUAGACUCUUAACAUUGCAGAAGUGGGUGAAGUUGUACAAAUAACCCGUUUUCUGCAAGCGUCCAUCAGCUUUCACACACUGAUGUGAUAAAUGCCCUUUUUUGUCUCUUCAGAAAUAAUCUCUCUCAGUGACUGAAACUGAAACCCUUGUGAAUUCCGACCUGUAAAUAAAAGGCAAUGGAGAGUAGACAACUCUUGUAAUUGUUCAACCCUUUUUGUUCCCUCGUAACGUUAACUCAAGAGAACCAUCUAAUACUUGUAUGGCAUUGAAGAACCAACAGAAUUUAUCCUAUCUCUGGAUUUUUAAUUUAAUAGUGUAUAAAUUGGUUUAA